CAUUCCACCCGCCCUCCUCCGACCACCUUCAUUCUGCUAGGGGAAGGGCGAUUUUAUGUCGACUUCCGCGCCUAACGUCACCCAUAAAGGGGGCUGUCACUGCCGCAAAGUGCGCUUUGAGGUAGACGCGCCGUCGGAGUUAUUUGUCUUAGACUGCAACUGCUCAAUAUGCGCUAUGAAGCGUAACACGCACUUCAUCGUGCCAAAAGGCAAGUUUCGCCUACUUCCCAGUAGCGAGGAGUGGCUUAGCGAGUAUCAGUUCGGGACGCGGGUGGCCCGGCAUCUCUUCUGCCGGGCGUGCGGCGUCUGCUCCUUCUACGUGCCGCGCUCCAACCCCGACGGCGUCGCCAUCACCGUGCACUGCCUCGACCCAGGCACCGUAACGCAUGUGGUAACCCGAUCGUUCGACGGGCAGCACUGGGAAGAGGCCUAUCGGGCCUCGGGAAUCGCUGCGCACUCCGACAGCGGCGGGACCUGAGGGUGGCGCGACCUGGCUGGUCGUGCGGCCUGAUCCAGCGCGAGCACACAGGGAGCAAUGUACAUAGCUGCGUGCGCGGCGUAUUAUUAGAGCCUCUAGUGGAGUGCAUGCCGAGGCGUGGAGUAGGCAGAAUGGACGGUGGAAGCUGGAGCUGGAAUUGGUUAUGCGUUGUGUUAUCAAAUGGCUUCUCAAAAUGGGCAGGAGCUUGCUUUUGUACUGCCUUGCCAUGAUUUAACAAGUUAGCAUUGUUCUUAUUGUAUGCGUUUACUUAACGUCAUAUUUUGUAGUGCAUCGUUAUUACACUACUUAGG
Closterium sp. NIES-67 is the source of this 789-nucleotide messenger RNA. The record is from the annotation of a GenBank genome assembly. Lineage: Eukaryota; Viridiplantae; Streptophyta; Zygnematophyceae; Desmidiales; Closteriaceae.